Molecule: messenger RNA, 372 nt
Organism: Corticium candelabrum
Lineage: Eukaryota; Metazoa; Porifera; Homoscleromorpha; Homosclerophorida; Plakinidae
Product: osteoclast-stimulating factor 1-like
Exons: 3
Coding region: 1-372 (123 amino acids)
Molecular function (GO): protein binding
Source: RefSeq, a predicted model, not a curated record
AUGAUUAAUCUACGUCAUUCUCAUUUAGCAAAAAAAUUCAAAAAAGGAGAAAGUCCACUGCACAAAGCAGUGUUGGAAAAGAACAUGAAACGGUUAAAGGAAGUUCUAGAUUCACCUGUAGGUGUGAAAUGGCUAAACAGAAAAGCCAAAGGAGGUUGGACAGCAUUGCAUAUGGCUACAAAGUGUUCCGAUUCUCAGUUCGUGCGGUUGCUUCUUGAGAAAAGGGCAGACAGUUCUAUAACCACUCGACAUGGAAGUUUAGUUCUGCAUUCAGCUGCUUGUGAUGGCACUGCAGAAGUGAUGAAGAUGCUUAUUAAAGCAGUUGAUAUUUCAGUCAAUGUACAGACCAACAGAGUAAGGAAAAUUGCAUAA